Molecule: messenger RNA, 1134 nt
Organism: Acanthosepion pharaonis
Lineage: Eukaryota; Metazoa; Mollusca; Cephalopoda; Sepiida; Sepiidae
Source: the annotation of a GenBank genome assembly
AUGAAGAACCAUUUCGAGAAAUGUCUUUCUUUCAUUCCAAUGAUUACAACUUCUUCUUCUUCUUCUUCUUCUUCUUCUUCUUCUUCUUCUUCUUCUUCUCAACAUCUCCUACCCCUCUUCCUUUCUUAUUCUUCCAUUCCUUUCUUCUUGAUUUUUUCUUCAGGCAAUGAUCACUUCCUUCAUUUAUUUUCAUUUACUUUCUUUCCUUUGUCUCUUUCACGUCUUUAUUAUGUUUUUGCUUUUCCUCUGAUUUCUUUUUUUUCAUUUUUUUCUAUUCUCUUUUCUGUUUCUCUUUCUCUGCCUUCUCCGUUUCUUUCUUUUUCCUUUCUUGCUUUGUUUUUAGAACCUUUUUCUUUUUCUCCUUCUCUUUCUCUAUCUAGAGUUUUCAUUUCUCUUUCUAUUUGCCGUUUUCACUUUCUCCUUUCCAUUCUCCCCUUUUCUUUUUUCUCUCCUCCUUUAUUUCUGACCUUUCUCUUUAGCUUCUCCUUUUCUAAAUUACUUUUCUCCUUCUUUGAACUAUUUUCUUUUCUUCUUGCCUCUCAUUUUUUUCUUUUUCUCUAUUUUCUUCAUUUUUCUUUACCUAUAAUCCCUGAGGCUAUUUAUUUACGCUCUGCGGAAAGCGGUCACAGAGUGCAACAUACACGAAAAAAACAAAAAAAACUGCAAUACAUUUUUGGAAAAAAAUCUAUCUAUCUAUCUAUCUAUCUAUCUAUCUAUCUAUCUAUCUAUCUAUCUAUCUAUCUCAUUCUGUUCAUAUCUAUCUAUCUCAUUCUGUUCAUAUCUAUCUAUCUAUCUAUCUAUCUAUCUAUCUAUCUAUCUAUCUAUCUAUCUAUCUAUCACAAUAUGUCAAUCUUCACCUUCUAUCUCAAAGCGCUUCGGGAAUAUCUGUUCAUAUCUAUCUAUCUAUCUAUCUAUCUAUCUAUCUAUCUAUCUAUCUAUCUAUCUUAUUCUGUUCAUAUAUAUCUAUCACAAUAUAAGCGCGUUGGGUGGGGCGGGCGCGAUUGUCGGAAGACGAAGAUGUUUCUUUCAUUCUCAAUAACACGAGGCGAAACAAACAACGUGAUGUACAUUUCUCUCUGUGAGGCAUUUCGGUCUUCUUUCUCUUUCUCUUUUUAUUAUUUCUUCUCCCUAUAG